Molecule: messenger RNA, 698 nt
Organism: Drosophila elegans
Lineage: Eukaryota; Metazoa; Arthropoda; Insecta; Diptera; Drosophilidae
Gene: CheA46a
Exons: 2
Coding region: 15-542 (175 amino acids)
Source: RefSeq, a predicted model, not a curated record
ACAAAGUCAAAAUAAUGUGUUUUAAAUACAUGGGCUUCCCGCUGCUCCUGGUAUUUAGCACUUUGGGACUGGUACGAGCUGCGUUGGAAGUUCGUAUGGAAUUUAUCACAAAAAUUGAAGGAGACUCUGAAACGCUGUUUGAAUUCAACUAUCGACUUCUCGGACGUGAACACCUUCUGAACGGGACAAUGGUUUUCCACGUCGACUUGGGUAAUGAAUUCGAAUUGUCAAACGAAUUAUUUUAUCAUCACGAUGGAGCGUGGUGGCCCUCGACUCUUGGCGUUUGUUUUAAGACCUGCGCAUAUUUGAAGACUAUUUAUGACAAGUAUUUUGCGCUUUCUUCUAAGGACUCAAAUUUUCCAAGUGGUACCUGUCCAAUCAAAAAGGGUGAAUAUUAUGUAAGAAACGUAGGUGUGUCCGCCGAUUCUUGGGCACAAUAUACCAAAACUGGUUUAACCAAGUUCAUAUUGAAGAUAAAAAAGAAAAACAUAGUAUAUGGUGGAUUUGAAGCUAUUUUAGUUUUAAAAGAGAAAAACACCUAACUUGGUUUUCGAUUACCACAUCCAAAAAAAUAUCAUAGAAACAAAACUAUUGGAUAUGAAAAAUAUAUAAAAUGAGUAUUCCAAUAUUUCUACGAACGUAUGGAAAUAAAACCCAUGUGGCUUAAAAAUAAAAGGACUACUGUUUUGAGCUCAUCA